UACUUUUAUUUUGCUGUGUUUUCUCUGUGAUCAUCAUUUUCCCAUCAACUUCUCAGGGGAGGGCAGAGAAGCCAUGGUUGCAGAGAAUGAUGACAUGCCAAUUGGAUGGCCACUUGGGCUUGGCUUCUUGAGUAUGAGACUUAGGAUUGUGGAUUCCCUUCCAGGAGCUUCAGUGGUACCAUACCAAUUGGACGUGCCAUCCACCAGUUUCUCUUCAUUUUCAUCCUCUAACCUUGAUACUGAGUCGACGGCAUCAUUCUUCCAAGACAACAGUGUAUCGCUUGCGCAGCUAAUUGGAAUUAGAGCAGGUGACAGAGGACGCUUGUACUUCCCAAACUCAUUAAAGUUUGAAGAGAGGGAGAAGAAAUUAACAAAAGGUUCUACUUCUAAUGCCUCUAAAGUACAAGGAGUGGAUAUGUCUCGAGUUGUUUGCAUACCCAUGCUACUUGAUACCUUUCUAAAGAUUAGAAAGAGUAAGAAGAGCUCAAGGAACUAGUUACGUGGUUGUACCGUUCACAGUGUAUGAAUUCUUAAUUCUGUUGUUGCUCAUAGUCAAAAUUCACCAAUGAUUUCGAGUUAUUUCUACCAGUUUUUCUUACAAGA
Abrus precatorius (Indian licorice) is the source of this 603-nucleotide messenger RNA. RefSeq lists its product as uncharacterized. The record is from RefSeq and is a predicted model, not a curated record. Bases 74 to 496 code for a protein of 140 amino acids. NCBI's taxonomy places the organism in Eukaryota, Viridiplantae, Streptophyta, Magnoliopsida, Fabales, Fabaceae. The transcript is spliced from 3 exons.